ACCAGUAUUUUGUCAGAAACUGCAUUCUUACUAUGCUGCCCAAUGACACCAUGUGCAAUGUCUCAUGCCGUGCCAUGGGCUUGGAAAUGGUUCCAUUGCCACUCCCCGUUCACACAAUGAAACUGGAUCUUUCCCGCAAUCACAUCUCAAAGCUCAAGGUGACAGACUUCAGGAAUGUAUCAUAUCUCAGAGCACUUAAUGUGUCAUACAACAACAUAUCGAAGGUUAAUGAUGGCACUUUCCAAGAGCUUGUUCAUCUGCAAGAACUCUACAUGUACAGAAAUAAGCUAAAACAUGUGACAAGAGGGUUUUUACACGGACUAGUCAGCCUCACUGUACUGCGACUGGAUCUAAAUGAAAUUGUGGACAUUGACCAAUCAGCUUUCCAUUUUCUUUACAAUUUGACUCAUGUAAAUCUGGCAUCAAAUCAACUCACGACUCUCGAGUCAGUGAAGAUCAUAUUGCACUUACCAAAUUUAUUUGAGUUCAACGUUGAAAACAACAAAAUCAUACAUUUUGUGUCUCAUAACCUUUCAACUUCACCUUUGCAAUUACGGAGACUCAAUUUAUUUUCAAAUCCGCUAAAGACAUUUCAGAUAACAAACAACAUUCUUCCAUACCUUGGGUAUCUGGAUAUCUCUAAUUGUAGCUAUAACGGGUCUUUCCAAUGGAUUGUGGAGGAUUCAUCUUUUCUUGGCUCAGUGGAGACGCUUAAUGUGAGUGGACUGCAAACAUCAGAGGAUUUGACAGUUAAAAUCAUACAAACCUUCAAUUCAUCUUUGAAAACUCUCGAAAUCAGGAACUUAAACACACAAAAAGUCCAAUACUUUUUAGAAAGAACCUGCAGCCAUCUACAAACUCUUCGAUUAGAACAACCAAAUAUCCCUGUUUUAAGCGACAACUUUUUUAAACCAUGCCACCAAUUACGAACAAUGCAAUUUAGAGACACCACAACAUGUAAAAUGUCUGCACUUGCGUUUGAAGGACUGAAUCACCUCAUGACACUGAAAGUAAGAAAUACAAAUAUUACUGAACUCAACAAUAUUACUCAUGUUCUCCCCUCCAUAUCGAUGCUCGACUUUUCCAACAACAAUAUAGAAUUGAUCACAUGUUCUGAUUUCAGCAAUUUAAAACUUUUGAAAACGCUAUACCUCUACCACAAUAAAAUUUACAAGAUUAGUCAGUGCACUUUCCAGAAUCUUCCAAACUUGCAGGAGCUAAAACUUGGUUCAAACAAGUUGUUAGAUGUGGGAAAGAUGUUUAAUGCUUAUCUCCCAAACCUGAGGUAUUUGCACUUGCAAACCAAUAAGAUUAGUCAACUUGAUGAAGGGAGUUUCAGUGGACUGCCUGCUCUUGAACAUCUGUACAUUUUUGAUAAUCAGAUAAACAGAAUAUCAAAACAUGCUUUUGAGGGAUUACACAGUUUAAAAGAACUGGACCUUAACGCAAACCACCUUAAACAAAAUACAUUGACUAAUCCAGACAUAUUCAAAGGUUUGCCAAACCUGGAAGUGCUGAAUUUGAAUGACAAUGUCAUUGCAUUUGACAGGCAAAAGCUUAAAGCUCCACCUUUUACGGAGUUAAAGUCCCUGAAAGUUCUGCUUUUUAAUAGCCAGAGGCAAGGCAUAAAUAACUUACCUUGCAACCUGCUAAUGGGACUGAAUUCUUUGAUUGAAUUUCAUGGAUCAAACCUCAACAUUCAAUAUGUGCACCCAAACACUUUCAAAUACACUCCCAAACUUCAGUACCUGUACCUAAACCAGAACAUAUUUACAAAACCUUUAUCUCCUAUGAUAUUUCAUCCAGUUUCUGCACUGUCUGAGCUCCAUAUAGCACACAGCCUACUUCCAUCGUUGAAUUUUGUAAUUGAUGCAAAACUUUCUCAACUCAGAAAUCUGCAGGUCAUGAACAAUCAGAUACAGGGAAUGAAUCAGACUAUAAUCCAGUCCCUUCCUAAUCUAGAGUACAUUGACCUUCGGCACAACCCUUUUGUUUGUGACUGUAGCAAUGAAUGGUUACUUCAUUGGGCCAAUCAAUCAAAACAUACUCAGGUAGUAUACUUUAAUAAAUAUUAUUGUAUGUAUCCUUCAACCUUCCAAGGUCUCCUGGAAGACCUGAAGACUGACUCCUGCACCCAGAAUUUAGAGUUCGUUUACUUUGCAGGAAGCUUCUCCCUGGUGAUUGUGACACUCUUGGUGUCUUUCAUUUACAACUUCAUGCGAUUUCAGCUAGUCUAUGCUUACUACCUUUUCCUAGCCUAUCUCUAUGACAGCAUGGGGCAGCGGAAACAGAAGCAACAUGGUUUCCUGUAUGAUGCCUUCAUCUCCUACAACUCUCAGGAUGAGCGCUGGGUGCAUAGGGAACUACUGCCCAAUCUGGAGACCGAACAAGGGUGGAGACUCUGCCUGCACCACCGGGACUUUGAGCCAGGCAAGCCCAUCAUUGACAACAUUGUGGAAGGCAUCUACAGCAGCAGAAAGACUAUCUGUGUGGUGACACGAGACUACUUGGGGAGCGAGUGGUGCUCCAGGGAGAUUCAGGUGGCCAGCUUCCGGCUGUUUGACGAGAAGAAAGAUGUACUCAUCCUGGUCUUCCUGGAAGACAUCCCAGCACAACACCUAUCCCCAUACCACAGAAUGCGAAAGUUGGUUAAGAAGCAAACCUAUCUGUGCUGGCCCAAACCUGGGGAGGACAAGAGUGUCUUCUGGCAGAAACUACGAAUGGCUCUCAGCACCAACAAAGAAGACAACCCCAUUCUUUUAGGAGGGCAAUAGGCUUCCAUGGGACUUCCAUGGGUGUGGAGUGUGCUGGGGAAAUUACCAUUUUGAAAGAUGCAGGGGUUCAUUGGAUGAUAAUUUGCAUUUGGGAAAGCAAAUUCUUUAAAAGAGUUCAAACACUUUGUAUCAGCUGGGUAAUCUGAAAUGAAAUAGCAUUGCAUAAAAUCAGUAUUGUAAAUUCAACUCGUUUGGCUUCAAUCAAGAAACUACAAACCAUUUAUAGCGGGAGGUUAACAUAAAGUGUUAUCGAAACUAUGCUCUAAAU
Messenger RNA from Engraulis encrasicolus (European anchovy), 3042 nucleotides. Its product is annotated as toll-like receptor 13. Gene Ontology annotation, biological process: inflammatory response; toll-like receptor signaling pathway; immune response. The transcript has a single exon. The record is from RefSeq and is a predicted model, not a curated record. The coding region runs from base 33 to 2774 and encodes 913 amino acids. Gene Ontology annotation, molecular function: transmembrane signaling receptor activity; protein binding. NCBI's taxonomy places the organism in Eukaryota, Metazoa, Chordata, Actinopteri, Clupeiformes, Engraulidae. Gene Ontology annotation, cellular component: plasma membrane.